This is a messenger RNA of Phascolarctos cinereus (koala), 2590 nucleotides long. RefSeq names its product ELOVL fatty acid elongase 2 (gene ELOVL2). NCBI's taxonomy places the organism in Eukaryota, Metazoa, Chordata, Mammalia, Diprotodontia, Phascolarctidae. Gene Ontology annotation, cellular component: endoplasmic reticulum membrane; endoplasmic reticulum. Gene Ontology annotation, biological process: fatty acid elongation, saturated fatty acid; very long-chain fatty acid biosynthetic process; sphingolipid biosynthetic process. The record is from RefSeq and is a predicted model, not a curated record. Gene Ontology annotation, molecular function: fatty acid elongase activity.
UGCUCUGGGACGGGUGUGUGCGCGCGCGUGUGUAAAACCUUAUAGAGGGCGCGCAUGCCGCGCGCAGGGCAGAGGGAGGCUGGAUACCCUGGACAGCGCAUCGCUUCGCUCCUCCGGCCCCGAGCUCCAGAGACGCGGCCAGACAUGGAGCAGCUAACAGCCUUUGAUAAUGAAGUCAAUGCUUUUUUGGACAACAUGUUUGGACCUCGAGAUGCUCGGGUCAGAGGAUGGCUCAUGUUGGACUCCUACCUUCCUACUUUUUUCCUUACUGUAAUAUAUCUACUUUCCAUAUGGUUGGGUAACAAGUAUAUGAAGAACAGGCCUGCACUUUCUCUCAGGGGUAUCCUCAUUUUCUAUAACCUUGGAAUCACACUACUCUCUCUAUAUAUGCUUGUAGAGCUCAUUCUUGCCACUUGGGAAGGAGGCUACAACUUACAGUGUCAGAAUCUUGUCAGUGCAGGAGAAGCGGAUAUCCGGGUAGCUAAAGUUCUGUGGUGGUACUACUUCUCCAAACUGAUAGAAUUCAUGGACACAAUUUUCUUUGUUCUGAGGAAGAAAACCAGUCAGAUUACUUUUCUUCAUGUGUACCAUCAUACUUCAAUGUUUAACAUCUGGUGGUGUGUUCUGAACUGGAUACCAUGUGGACAAAGUUUUUUUGGACCAACACUGAACAGUUUUAUCCACAUUUUAAUGUAUUCCUACUAUGGACUUUCGGUGAUACCAUCCAUGCACAAGUAUCUGUGGUGGAAGAAAUACCUUACGCAGGCACAAUUGAUCCAGUUUGUGCUGACCAUAUCACAUACCCUGAGUGCAGUUGUGAUACCUUGUGGCUUUCCUUUUGGCUGUCUCAUCUUCCAGUCUUCCUACAUGCUCACAUUAGUCAUCUUGUUUUUAAAUUUUUAUGAUCAGACAUACCGGAAAAAGCCUCUACAACAAGAUAUGAAAGAGAAUCUUCCAGGGAAAGAAGUCACAAAUGGUUUUCCCAAAGUUCAUUUCACUGCAGCUAACGGAAUUGGGGACAAGAAAGCACAGUGAAAAUAGGAAAGAGAACAGCACACAAUGGAGCCUAAGAAAUUCUUUUAUUUUAAAACAAAAACUGAGUUGAAACAGUUCUUUAAGUUUUAGUGCAAACUGACAUCUGUUGUUUAUAAAUAAUUUGUACCAAAAAUUAUUAUUAAUUAAUUGCUAGUAGGUUUAACAUAUUUACUAAAUGCUUUGGUCAAAGGUUAACCACUGAGAUGAUGCUAGAAAUUUUAGAUCUCAACAUUAUUAAUGUAAAAACCUCCCAAAUGCCCUCCCAUCCCCAUGUUUCUUUUUAUGAUGCCUUAUACACAGUUUCCCAAGUAAACCCAAAGAACAUUAAGUAUUUUCAUCAUAAGCCUUUAAGUUAAAAAAAAAGUUAAGGUUUUGUUCAGGUUAAAAUGUUUAGAUUACAAUGUUAGUUAUCUUCUAGGCUACAUAUAGGAGGCGCUAAACAGCGUUCAGAGUAGUCAAUUCAUCCGGCUCAAUAAGGCAUAAAUCUCUAGAAAUCAUUUAAAAGGGAAGGUGAAAUGAGGAAAGAAAGGGAUAAAGCAGAUUGUCUUUCUUUCCAAAGCCACAAUCUACUUUGUCUCACAUUCUCUAAUUACUUCUUCCAGAAAGAAUCUUAGUGAACUAGUGAUAGAAUAUGCUUUUUUUUUUAAUUUUGAAAAUUAGCUUUGCUAAAAGAGAAAACAUGCACUGCCAAAUCCUCAUAACCACAGAGACUUUGGCUAGGAAUCUGACUCUUCAGAAAUCCACCGACUCCUUGUCCUUUUAAAAUACCAUCUUCAUAUCAGGCCUCUUCGUGGGUUAAGCCUUUGGUUUAGUUAAGAAGCAGGGGAACUGCCUGCUUAGUACCAAAAGUAUCCUCUGCUUCUGCUUGUCCACUCUUCCUAUCUCUAUGCAAUGACUAGAGUCCAACCUUCUCUUCUGCUGGGUUGUAUGCAUCACUGACACUUGUUCUGAAAUCAAUUAACUCAGCAAUGGAGACAAGACAAAUGGAAUUUUUAUGGUGCUUAUUUUGGACCUAGUCAGAGACAUGGCAAUAGUUUCUUUAUACCACCCUUUGAAAGUUAUUUACAUUCUUCAACCUAGGAAGGAAGAAGUGGGCCAUAGGAUGUACUGGUAACAAAGAAUUCCCAUGGAAAAUAGUGGAAUAGUAAUGAGACACUGACAAAGGCCAGCUUAGCAAAUGAAAGCUCUGUGCUGGCACUGCUAUAUUUAAUGGGGGCCAACCUUAAAAGAAGAAGAAAGCCCUAAUGAGAAUUCCCCUCUUUCCCUGAGGGAAUCUUGAGAUUUAAUUUAAUGCUGUGAUACUGUCCUGAGAUUAGGAAUAAGAGAAUGUCAUCUGAAUAUUUGAGAGAGAUUAAUUUCUAACCUGCAGAACUAGAAUGGGCAGCUUUGUAACUUCAUCCUUUCACCUACACUUGGGCUUACUGUAGAUGUUUCUCAUUUUUAUAUCUUUCAGAAAUGCUUUUCAACUCAUCUUGUUGGCAUCAGUUGCCACAGAAAAGCUUUUUUUUUUUUAUGGUGAGGCAGUUGGGGUUAAGUUACUUGCCCAAAGUCACAU